This is a messenger RNA of Vigna unguiculata (cowpea), 2239 nucleotides long. It is a transcript of the gene SCAB1, whose product is annotated as plectin-like protein. Gene Ontology annotation, biological process: regulation of stomatal movement; actin filament organization. Gene Ontology annotation, molecular function: actin binding. The record is from RefSeq and is a predicted model, not a curated record. NCBI's taxonomy places the organism in Eukaryota, Viridiplantae, Streptophyta, Magnoliopsida, Fabales, Fabaceae.
UAUGUUAGUAAUAAUAAGAACGAACAAACAUCAUAGUUGUGCGUAACAUCUUAAAGACAAGGAUCCAAGUAGCCUAGUUCCAUUCAAAGCUGUGUUGUGUUGUGUGUGGCAAAACACAACACAAAACGUUGACACUAAAAUCCCUUAAGAGCGGGGCCACUUCACACACGGGCGGCACAACACACGACCUGUUCCUUUUCCUCUUUUCAAAAAGCAAGCUUUCAUCUUUCUCAUUCUCUCUAUCCAUAUGCUAUGUGCUUAUUCUCUAUCUCUCUCUCUCCUCAAACCAUUGAUCUUGUUUGUGUAUAACCAAAUUUGAGCAAACCCCUUUGCAUCUGAUUCUAGAAUCACAAGCAUAUCUACCCAUUUUCUGUCUUUCCAUCAUCUAGGUAAUUGAGUGUGAAAAAUGACAAGGGUGGCUCGUGAUUUUGGUGAUACAAUGCAAAAAGAGGCGGUGCCUGCAGUGUCUUCUGAUGUUGUCUUUGCUUCUAGUCGGUUUCCUAAUUACAGAAUUGGAGUUAACAAUCAGAUAAUGGAGACGAAGGAUGACCCUAAAGUGCUGUCUAUGAAGGAAGUUGUUGCACGUGAGACUGCUCAGCUGUUGGAGCAGCAUAAUCGUCUCUCGGUUCGUGACCUUGCCAGUAAAUUCGAGAAGGGUUUGGCAGCUGCGGCUAAGUUGUCUGAAGAGGCUAGACUUAGAGAGGCAGCAUCUUUGGAAAAACAUGUUCUUUUGAAGAAACUUAGAGAUGCACUUGAAUCCUUAAAAGGGCGAGUGGCAGGCAGAAACAAGGAUGAUGUGGAAGAAGCUAUUGCUAUGGUUGAAGCUCUAGCAGUUCAGUUGACUCAGAGGGAAGGAGAACUAAUACAAGAGAAGGCAGAGGUGAAGAAGCUUGCAAAUUUUCUUAAGCAGGCUUCUGAAGAUGCUAAGAAAAUUGUUGAUGAAGAAAGAGCUUUUGCUCGUGCUGAAAUAGAGGAUGCCAGAGCAGCAGUUCAAAGAGUGGAAGAGGCACUACAAGAACAUGAGAGAAUGUCUCAAGCCUCUGGGAAACAAGACAUGGAACAAUUAAUGAAGGAAGUUCAAGAGGCUCGAAGAAUAAAAAUGCUGCAUCAGCCAAGCAAGGUCAUGGAUAUGGAACAUGAACUUCGAGCAUUGAGGGCUCAACUUGCAGAGAAGACUAGACAGUAUCUUCGACUACAAAAGGAGCUAACUAGGACAAAGAAAGGCGGGGAGAAUAUUCCUCAUUUAUAUGAACUUGAAGGGAAUGAAACCUUAGGUUCUUACUUGCAAAUUCAACCUUGCUCUGAUAAUGCUCCUGAAGUUUCUAAAUGUUCAAUUCAGUGGUAUCGUGUAUCAUCUGAUGGUGCAAAGAAAGAACUUAUAUCAGGAGCAACCAAAUCAGUUUACGCCCCUGAGCCUUUCGAUGUUGGGCGUGUAUUGCAAGCUGAUGUUAUUUCAGAAAGUGAGCAUGUCACACUUUCAACUGCUGGUCCAAUAGAUCCAGCUGCUGGUCUGGGAACCUAUGUUGAGGCACUUGUGCGCAAACAUGACACUGAAUUUAACGUAGUUGUAACUCAAAUGAAUGGUUCACCUCCAACUGAAUCUAUUCAUGUGCUUCAUGUUGGAAAGAUGAGGAUAAAACUCUGCAAAGGAAAGACCACAAUUGCCAAAGAAUACUAUUCAAGUUCAAUGCAGCUUUGUGGUGUUAGAGGGGGUGGAAAUGCAGCAGCACAGGGAGUUUUUUGGCAGCCAAAGCAAGGACAUUCUUUUGUAUUAGCUUUUGAAUCAGAGAGAGAAAGAAAUGCUGCCAUCAUGCUUGCAAGGAGAUUUGCAUUUGACUGUAAUAUCAUGCUUGCUGGACCAGAUGACAGAGCUCAUCUGGGGACAUCAUGAGUCUCCUUACAUCUUUUUCCCCAACCUUGUAAUUAUGAGUUUUUCUUCCUUGUAUUAUUACCAUAAGUGUUAUUUAAACACUUGAAAUCUUCCUUAUAAUAUUGGUUUAGCUUGUAGUGAUUCACACCUUGUGGUUUGAAUCAUAUAUAUAUAAUUUUGUUUCAUCAGUCCAAGGCACUUUUUUAUUUGCCUUUGUGAGAUUAGGUUACAUAGUCACAGCAUUUUGUCUUGAGAUGCUAAUUGGUUGUAUUUUAUGGACAAACAAUUACUGAGAAUUCUGAUUGCUGUUGUUGUCUGUGGACACUGACCUCGUGAACAGGACAAUAUGUGAAUCUUGUUCUUCUCUCA